This is a messenger RNA of Nyctereutes procyonoides (raccoon dog), 249 nucleotides long. RefSeq names its product beta-defensin 119-like. Lineage: Eukaryota; Metazoa; Chordata; Mammalia; Carnivora; Canidae. Bases 1 to 249 code for a protein of 82 amino acids. The transcript has 2 exons. The record is from RefSeq and is a predicted model, not a curated record. Gene Ontology annotation, biological process: defense response to Gram-positive bacterium; defense response to Gram-negative bacterium; antifungal innate immune response. Gene Ontology annotation, molecular function: lipopolysaccharide binding. Gene Ontology annotation, cellular component: extracellular region.
AUGAGGAAAGGGUGGAAGCAGGAAGUGAAGAAAUUUGCUAAAGGUUACCCAGCACGCAAACAUCACAUCCUUCGAUGCAUGGGAAACACCGGAAUCUGUAGACCCUCCUGCAGAAAGACUGAACAGCCCUACCUCUACUGCCUAAAUUAUCAGUCAUGCUGCCUCCAGUCCUACAUGAGGAUAAGUAUUUCUGGCAGAGAGGAGAAAGAUGAUUGGAGUCAACAGAACCGCUGGCCAAAAAUAUCUUGA